AGGAGUGUUGGGGGGGAGAACUGGCUGGAUCCAGAUCUGUUCAACCCUUCACAACCCCCUCUGCCUGUUAGGGGGGGAGGGAGUUUAUGAAUACGAGCCUCUACCGACAAGGAAUGGUUGUAUGCGCGUUUGCUUGCGUGUGUCGGGAUGUGUCCGUGAGUCUGAGGACUAUUACACGUGGGGAUAUAUGUUAGCGAAGUUCAGAGGCUCCCUUGCGCGACGCGCAACACAAGUGGGAUCAUCGCCGCAUUAGACUUGAGCGAAGAGAGGAGGAUUUCCGUCUGAAACUAACUACACACAGGUGAGACGGAGCGCCGGCUCGCUUUACCGGCAAGUUUAAUUGAAUAACGACACCGGAAAUGGCACACUGUAUUUACUACAUCUAAAGUUAAACAAUUAUCUCCAUCAAGCGACGAAGUAGUACUUACAAAGUGUGUACUUAUCAAAGGAACAUUAUCCACUAAACACGAGCUGCUGCCGGCUCGAGUGCGUUGCGUCAGCCGCACGAGGACGGGCAUUUGGCUCCGGGUUGUUUAUGACCACCCCCUCCCCAAGACAUCUCAAUGAAAUCAUACUACCCUGUUUUUGAGCACACUCAUCACGGAAAAACAGUGAAACACACGGUUUUCUUCCGGUACAUCAAAAAUGGUCCUAGAAAACAUUAGGAAUGGCAACAUAACAAUGCUCAACCUAUAGCUCUGAGAAAAUCCGAUCAUCAUGGGAUAUAAGUUGGUCUCAUUAGAGCAACUUGAAACGCUUUUGUGGCUGCUGGAUUUCCAAAAAGUUGGCAAAAAGAAGAAUAAAAUAGAGAAAGUGGAGGGAAAAAUCAAGGGACACAACACUGAAGUGUAUUCAAAGUGCUUUGGAAUAAUUUCAUUACGAGUAGAAAUUAUGAAUUUGAUGCAUUAAAAUAAAUUAAUUUACCACAACGCACAGUAAACACUGCUUUGUGACUUGUCACUCUGAUACAAUUUGAUUGUAUUCCAAAAAUACAGGGAAAAAACAUACUUAAUUAUUUCUUAGCUGUGGUAAGGUCAAAUUAUCGUGUUCAUAUUAAUGUAGUUUUAUAUGAGACAGAGUUGGGUAAUUGCAAAAAACUGAUCUACAUGUCUUAAAUUUGGGACCCCAGUGGAGGCUAUGAAAGUACUGAAAUUCUACUUUAACAUAUCACACAAAUAAGCAAAGUCAGUGAUUGAAAACAGGUUGUUACACUUUUCUUUACAUAGAUUUAACCAACUUAAACUCUAAGCUAUCUCAUUUCCUAAAAAAAAAGUGCUAUCUCAAGUCAUCUAGGUUUAUGACAGAACAUUUCAAUGAUUUUCACUAUGUUUUAAGAAGUUACGUUAAAAGGAUUAUCUAAAAAAUGCCAGACAUGUGAUUCAUCCCAGUUCUCUCUCUCUUGGGUUUUGCAUUGAUAAUUGAUUGGAUCCCAUCUUGUUAAAAGAGUCCUGCAGCUUCUCCUCACCCUUUCUUGCCCUCCUUUGUAACAGUCCUGGCAGUGUUUGUACAUAACAGUGGUAUAGUAAUGAUGCAUAGGCCUACAUAAACUUUGACUGUUCUUGUAAUGACAGGGCAAAAUGUUGUUACCCUAACUGUCCCUGUUACCCUGUCUGCGCACAAGUUACCUAAUUUUUGUAAGUCACUGUAUUUAAACUUACUUGAAGUCUUGCUGCAGAGAAGAAGAGGAGAAACUAACAUGGACAACAAGCCUGUGUAAAAUGCAUUUGUUUUUUCUUUGAGUUCAGCGACAAAUACAGGCUGAUAAUCUUCCUUCGUAGCAGGCAAAGCCUUGAGGUUGCCAGGCCAUCACUUAAAUUGUAAAGAUAGUUUUAGUUUACUAUGUGUCAUUUGUCAAGGUGAUUAAAAAAUUUAUACACCAACCACUUUUAAGAUUAUGGAUAUUUAAGCAAUCAGAUAUUCUCAGCUGAUUAGUUACAAGUGAUUUAGUUUUUUCCUUAUUUUCAAAAUGCCCCAACACUGUGCAGGUCACUUCAUCUAUCUAAUCUUUUCACAGGCCAUGGCACUAUCUCGACUAAAAGGACUCCGUUGCCUUGGGCCCAAUGUGUACCCAGAGGCCCCUGAUGGAGGCUGGGGAUGGGUAGUUGCCGCAGCCUUCUUUAUGGUGGAAGUUUUCACCUAUGGGACCAUCAAAAUCUUUGGCAUUUUUCUCCAGAACCUGAUGGAGGAAUUCGGAGAGAGCAACAGUCGGGUCUCCUGGAUUGUUUCAAUCUGUGUGUUUGUCAUGACCUUUAACGGUGAGUAAAGCUGAUGAGUUUAAAACAGACUACACAUUAAAUGAGAAUGAAUCAUUGCAAAUGACUGUAUAUAGUUUAAUGAAAUAUAUUUGUCGCUGUUCAUCCUCAGCCCCCCUCUCUACUGUGAUGACAAACCGCUUUGGGUUCCAGCUUGUUGUUAUGAUGGGAGGAUUUCUUAUAUCCCUUGGAACCAUUGCCACCAGCUUUACUACCUCCAUCAACCAAAUGUAUAUCACCUAUGGAUUAGUAGCAGGUUUUGUAUUAUUUCCAUCAUCUCUGCCCUCAAUGUUCAGACAUAACAUUCAGUAGAUAUUCAAAUGUUUAUUCUUUUUGUGUUGCUUGAGUUUAACAUCUGCUUUUCAUCACAGGUAUGGGCUACUGUCUGACCUUCCUGCCCACUGUGACUAUCCUGUCCCAGUACUUUAACAAGAGACGGUCUCUUGUAACAGCUGUGGCGUCUGUUGGAGAGCCCUUGUCAAUUUUUGCCUUGGCACCAGGUGUGUGCAUGUGCUUUCACUAUUUUUUAUUUAGAUAAGCCUUAAUACGACACACAAGUUGCAAUGUGAUUGUGGUCUGAAAACUACGAUCAGAAAUGAAGGGGCUGUUUUUCAAAUCACGUGCUGUGUUGCUUCCUCCAGAAAACCAACAGAUUAGGAGCAAUAUACACUUUAUGUCCAACCCAAUUAAAAUAUCACCAAAGUACUUCAAGGUUAAGAUAACACCUAUGAAGCAAGCUGUCUCCUACGUCUGAAGUCAUGGUUUUAGACCACUAUGGGGUAGCCGUGCAGUGUUGCUUUCAACAAUACAUCUUUACACCAACCAUUCUUUAAUUCCAGAGUCGUGACACUGCUAAGAAUUGCUUUAUAUUGUUGGAAUGGAAUUGCAAACUUUAGAAACACAGGAAAACAAAGUAUGAAUUAUGGCAUUGAAAAAUGGGAUUAAUCAUGGUUAACUAUUCAAAAAUCAGCUGUUAAUUUAUUUUUCCCUCAUGUUUAAUCUAAAGUAGCUAAAUUUGUUAAGUUUCUUCAACAAGUUAAAGACAGGCACAUUUUAUGAUCCUGCAAGUCUGCCAACAAUACUAACCCAACUGUGGUAGAAUACACCGCUCAAGAUCUUAAUAAUGAACAUUUACUUUCUCUCGUUUUUCAGCCUUUUCUGCACUUAAGGACCAUGUCGGCUGGCGCCCCACCAUGGCAGUGAUAGGAGCCUUUCAGGGCACCAUCAUCAUCUGCGGGGCUCUUCUUCGGCCAAUUAUUAUCAAACCUGGAGCAGAGUCUGAUGCAUCAUCCCCGCAGGAACUAGAAGUCCUUGGUACUUCGGAGAAGGUGGAAAGCACAAACCCAGAACACAAUGCCUCAAAUGAACAACUUACCUCCUACAGUCAGGACAAUGAGCUCACCAGGGGCUCUGUGAGCACUGGAGACUCUGGUGUUCAGUCCCUAAAGGACACAGAACACAGCAGCCCAGAGGAGAAGACUUUACUGUACAAAGAAAAACUGGAAAACUCAGAGAAAGGGAGUAGAAAGAGUGAAACAGAAGAGGAUAAUGAUGCAGAGAAACAAGUAGUGAAUGAUGAAAAGAAACCAGGUGAUGAAAAGGUGUCUCCAAAGAAGACAAAACUCCUGGAUUUCUCCAUCCUCCGGGAGUGCAGCUUCAUCUUCUAUUCUCUCUUUGGACUGUUUGUCACACUCGGCUUCUUCGCCCCUCAGCUCUACAUCAUUGAGCUGAGCGUGAGUCGAGGUGUAGAGCGGAACCGUGCCACCUACAUGCUGUCCACCAUGGCCGUCACUGAAAUCUUGGGCCGACUCAGCAUCGGAUGGAUCCUGACACGGAAGCCCCUCAGGACAAAAAAGCUGUUAGUGCUUCUGGUGUGUGUUAUCUCAGUGGCCGUUGACCUGUUGGGAUUUACUUUGGUUACAGAGUUCUAUGGCCUGGCUGUAUGCUGUGCAAUUUAUGGAUUCUUUUUGGGAACACUAACAAGCACACACAUCCCCAUGCUGGCUGAAGAUGAUGUGGUUGGCAUAGAAAGGAUGUCCUCAGCUGCUGGUGUUUAUGUGUUCAUCCAAAGCUUUGCUGGACUGGCUGGACCCCCACUUGGAGGUAAGAUUAUCUGUAUUCAAGUUUACAGAUAAUACUGGCUAUGGUUUCCCUUCACCACACUUACAAAAUCCAUCUCCCUACAGUACAAGGGUGAUGUAUAAUGUCAAUAUAGUAUUCCACUCAUUGAAUGUGGUACUGUUCUUCCAUUGACUUAAAGCAAUAAGAAAUGACUCUGAUAGAGCCAACAGGCAUCCUUGUGUAUCUGUGAGAGCUCAAGCAAGUGCACCAAACUUUCAUAGCAUGACUUUUUCCCCUCUCCAAAACAGUAUCCUACAAUGCAGCUUUCAUUUUUUAAUCCAGAAAUAACACCAAAUACAAACAGCAAACAACCAAGUAGUGAAAAUGCAGAUUAAAUCUUUCAUCAGUUACAUAAUUGUCCCUCGCUUGUAUUUUGCUUUCACAGGUUUUAAGACUCUUUUUUCCCCAUAUUUUAAGAAAAAUACAAGUUUACAUGGAACAAAAGGCUUUGAAAUAGGGUUUCUUUGAUGCUCUUCAUUGCACAGGAUUUGAGUUUUAAAAGUAAAAUUUGUGAUCAGUGAGGAAAAAUGGUAUAGGAUUAUAUUUAUUGUGGCUGUUUUUAGAGGCUUUUUAGAUGGUAGAAUUGUCAGAUUUUCUUGUAUUUCACUUUUUAAGUUCAAGUAUUAUAGGGUUAAAGAACAGUCAGAUUUGGUGGGGCAGAUGUAGAGAUUCUGACUUUAAGCCCUUAGUAUGGGUCAUGCUUCAAGAACGCUGAGACUCAUUUCUGUUGAGUUAUUUCUUUGAUUAGACUCUCAUUCAAGCAGGGCUUUCUAUGCAUUAUUUUACAUUUCCAAGCUUGAGACAACCCUAAAGAUGUCCCUAUUACAACAUCAGUUGUCUUUUUUCUCAGUCCCAUUCACAGCAGUUUUAAAAAUGCACGUGUUUUCACAAGCCCAACUGCCCUUCACAAAAUAAGUGAAGAAACUUGUUUAAAGUUAUCUCUAAAUUCUUACUCCUCCUCUUUCCCCAGGUGUGUUAGUCGACAUGACUCAGAACUACGGAUCGGCGUUCUACUCCUGUGCUGCUGGGAUGGGAGUUGGCGCUCUGUUUCUGGGUCUGGUAAAGCCUGCUAAGAACCGAUUACUCUGUAAGAGGAGGGACUCAGAACACACUGAAGACAAACAUGAACAAAACAAAGAUUCAAAGGAGCAGGGUGCAGCAUGUACUGAAGACGAAAGAGUCAACAGUGCAGUUGCAGAGGAAUGUACUGAAGUAGAUGACAUUUCAAUCCAGGACCAGGAAGGAGUCACAAAAGAUGACCAGGAAGUUAUAAGUUUUGCUUGAGCUGAACACACAGUGUAAAAGGUUAAAAGCUAUUUAAGACUACUAGAAUGUGCUAAAAUGGCAUUAAAUCUGUGUUGAGAAAGACCAACAAAAAUUGAUCCACGUUGGAAACUAUUUUUGAGAACUUAGAAGUCACAAUAUUUUGUGCCUCAUAUGCCUAAUGUACCAAAUAGUAUUAUUUGCAUCAUUUAAUUUAUAUUUUUCAAGCUGAAAGUAAGUAAGCUUUCAAUGAGGUCUAUAGUUUUAAAUAAAGUCUAGUCUAUCUCAAGCUGUGGGAUGUUGUAAGAAAGAACGAUGUGGUAGGCUGUGAAACUUAUCAGUAGAGGACAUGAGAUGGGCUUCUUCAAUGAGCCCCUUUUCUUACAUCAGAGUGAGAAAUAGCUGGUUAAGUAUGGACAUGACAUGACAUCAAUGGACCACAGCUGAUCCAGUGUCAGAAUAUAGGCACUUUGGUAUUAACUAUUCCAGUACAUAACACUGAUCAUUGAUGAACUCAUUGCCUGCUGGAGAUCAAUACUUUAAUGUUAAUGUUAACCAGAGACUGUGAUGCAAAUGUAGCUGCAAGAGCCAUAAACUGCACAAAUUCUGUAACACUAACAUUAUUUUCUAUCACUCUGUCAUAGAAAAUAAAAGCUCAGGUGAUCACAUUUGUGAUUAGAAGUAUCUUUUUUAAUCAAGCUUUUGCCAAGAUGGUAAUGCACUAUUUGAUAUAAGAGGUCAGACUUGAACUAUUUUUGUAAUGAAAAUCUGUUCAAUCACAAUAAAAAAAAUCUGUGAUUUGAACCUUUAAA
Messenger RNA from Xyrichtys novacula (pearly razorfish), 6448 nucleotides. The record is from the annotation of a GenBank genome assembly. Lineage: Eukaryota; Metazoa; Chordata; Actinopteri; Labriformes; Labridae.